Parnassius mnemosyne (clouded apollo) is the source of this 522-nucleotide messenger RNA. The record is from the annotation of a GenBank genome assembly. NCBI's taxonomy places the organism in Eukaryota, Metazoa, Arthropoda, Insecta, Lepidoptera, Papilionidae.
CUGCAAUGGAUAAAGGGACACAGUGGAUCCAGAGGCAACGAUGCAGCAGACGAACUUGCCAGAAGAGGAUCGGCUUUGGCCACUAUAGGGCCGGAACCAAUCAUACCAAUCCCCUUUGGUAACGUUUGUUCACUGGUACGUAGACACUUCACUAAUCAACACGCUCAGCUUUGGAAAAAUCUAGUAGACUGUAGACAAGCUAGGGAUGCCCUGCCUGAAAUUAACAGUCGCUUAACAAAAGUUUUAAUGAGACUGAACAAGCCGCAGAUUAGGAUAGUAACAAGUGCUAUCACAGGACACGGCACCUUUAACAAACAUUUAUUUACUAUAGGUGUUACAGAUAGUCCCCUGUGCAGGGCAUGUAUGGGGGAGGAAGAAACGGCGGCCCACGUGCUACUGAAAUGUCCGGAGGUCGCUACAUACAGGGCUAAACAUCUCGGCACGCCGGGAUCACUCCCCGAAGUUGCAUGCAACAUCAAGGGCCUGUUGGGCUUCUUCGGAGAGAUCUCAUGGCUCGAAUAA